AUGGCCUCUAAAUUCAGUCUACAUCUGCUCUCUGCAGCGAUGCUGGCGGCAGCUCUGCUGCUGUGUGGCUCCGCUCCGCUGGAAGAUGGACCCACCGACGGUUCGUCAGGUGACUUCUCAGGUGAGAGAGAGGAGGAGUUUGAGGAGGAAUUCGGCGGUAUUGUGGACUAUAGGUCUCUGGAGAACUAUAAACGACCCUCCUUCCCACGUCGAUGCCCCAAGUCCAACGUCAGCAGGGAGGCCUGUUUCAAGAAGUUGACCAAGGGUCUGCUCGUCUACACGGUUCUCCUGAAGCACACGGAGAAGGAAUACCCCAACAACUUGAUCCUGCCUAAGAUCAGGGCAGAGAUUCCACAGCUGAUCCUACUGAUCAAAGGAAGGAUGAAAAACGGUGAAGCGGUCACGGCGCUGACCAGCAGCCAGGAGGAGACCCUGCUGAAGGAGCUCGACAGCCCCGAUACUUUCAGAAGAAGGAUGACGGCCCACAGCGUCCUGUACUUCCUCCGCCCCUUCCUCAUUGACGGCUUACGGUCCUUUCGUAAAUGGCAACCUAGAAACGCGACCCAAACGAAUGUGACCGGCGCAAACUGUCUCAAAGGGCCAAAUAAAGUAAAAGCAGGUUAA
This is a messenger RNA of Cololabis saira (Pacific saury), 624 nucleotides long. RefSeq names its product interleukin-6-like. Gene Ontology annotation, molecular function: cytokine activity; interleukin-6 receptor binding. The record is from RefSeq and is a predicted model, not a curated record. Gene Ontology annotation, cellular component: extracellular region. Gene Ontology annotation, biological process: immune response; myeloid cell development; neutrophil differentiation. NCBI's taxonomy places the organism in Eukaryota, Metazoa, Chordata, Actinopteri, Beloniformes, Belonidae. Bases 1 to 624 code for a protein of 207 amino acids. The transcript is spliced from 5 exons.